Hippocampus zosterae (dwarf seahorse) is the source of this 1025-nucleotide messenger RNA. RefSeq lists its product as uncharacterized. Gene Ontology annotation, biological process: positive regulation of Rho protein signal transduction; phospholipase C-activating G protein-coupled receptor signaling pathway. The record is from RefSeq and is a predicted model, not a curated record. Gene Ontology annotation, molecular function: lysophosphatidic acid receptor activity. The transcript has 2 exons. Lineage: Eukaryota; Metazoa; Chordata; Actinopteri; Syngnathiformes; Syngnathidae. Gene Ontology annotation, cellular component: membrane. The coding region runs from base 165 to 1025 and encodes 286 amino acids.
UCCUGGAGCGUGCCAAAGCUGAGAAUCGGUGAUUGUGGCUCAAGUUACUGUUUGAACAGUGAAGACUUGAUGGUCGCCAACAUGCAAAACGGCUCCAGCGGGGAUCUCAUUCGUCUCAGAAGUUGCAUCCGAAACGUUUGGACCUUGGAAGUGCUCCUGAUAAGAUGUCCAACAACUCGAGUGAUUUCAUCAACUGCUUCCAAUCUGGGCCCUUGCGCAUCUUAUUCAUGGGCUCCAACGUCUUCCACCUGCUCACGCUUCCCCUCUUCCUCAACGUCCUGUACAUCGCGUACCGUCAGAGCAGGCGGCGGCGCUCCGCCACGGCCUCCCCUUUGUCGUCCGGCGCCGCGGUCAGUCAUUCCGACAUGUUCAUCUUCCACAUGGCGGCCAUGGACGUGAUCGGACAGCUGGCCUCCAUCCUUCGUCUUUACGGCCUCUUGGCGAACAAAUCCAAAGUCGUCACUUACGCUUUUUACAUAUUUUACUUCAUGUGGUACGGCGAGGUGAUGUUUCACUCGCUGACCUGCCUUGAUCGCUAUGUGGCCGCGGUCCAUCCAAUCGCCUACAUGGGCCUGAGGCAGGGGCGGGCCCUGAAACUCCGGAGCGUCGUCAUCGCCAGCGUUUGGCUGAUUUCCGCCAUUUGCGUAGUUAUAGCAUCUGUGCAUUAUUCUCCCACCGUGGCAAUCGCCUUCCUGUCCCUUAUUUUAAUUGUCAUAGCCUCCUGCAGUCUUUCGGUUCUCUGUGUUCUCAAUCGAAAAGGGCCGGGCUCACAGAGUGCGUCCCGGAUGGACCCCAACAAGUGGAGGGCUUUCAAAAGCAUCCUGAUCAUCCUGACCAUGUUGCUGUUGAGGUACGCGUGGAGUCUGACAUCAGCAGUAUACGCGUUGUUUGUGCCGUUUAAUCACAUUUAUUGUUUGUUUGGGGUGCUGGAACUCAUGAUGUGGGUGCCCGGCGCUUUGGUCUUCCACGUCCUCUUUCUGUACAAAAGAUGGACGCUGGCGUGCUCUAACCACAGCGCUCGGUGA